AUGAAGAGGUCCCAAGGAGAUUCAGUACAUAAAGAAACCCAAGUGGACCAGGAUCAUCUUAAAAUUGUCCAGUUUUACCGCGAAAAAAUGAAUCUACAGCCUCUUCACAGCGCUCUUAGAAGCUUUAAUGUACAGGAUGGCGCCAGAAUGUCUGGCGUUUAUGAAAUUUGCAGGAAUAAUGAGGUGAAAUUUUUAUUAUCAAGGAGUAAGAGUCUGCCAAAGAGACUGGGGCUGAGUUCACACCGUGCCGGAAAAAUUUUCUACCGCUCAAAUAUUCGUACGUUUAGGUGUUUCGUUCACACGGAACUCUAAGCUAACCGUACGAAAAUUUGAACGCCUACGCUUAUACGUUCAACAAUUGGAACGCUAAACUCGAGGUCAAAUUUUUAAUCGGUAGGGUCGCAAAUUUAACCGUCCCAAUGUGAACACCAUGACCGUCAAAAUUUGACCGGAGCGGUGUGAACGCAAUAACCGCCUAAAAGUUUGUACGGCAAAGGCGCAAUUGCAUGGAUGCGUGGUAACUUAGCUGGGAGAUGCCAUUUUGGAUUUGCUAAGAAGUAACCUGCGCAUGAGCAGAUGGUAAAUCUUUUGACAAAAGUUAAAAUUCAACCUUGUUCGUCAGUUUCGUGAGUGAUCAGAGCAAAAAUAUUGAAUGGUUCCGGUGCCAUGGAAAGGUUAGCCUGCAGAGCAGGCGUUUUUUAACGAAAACUCGGAGGUACAUUGAUCGUGGCCGCCAUCUACCUCUCCCUUAAAAACACUUUUUGACUCGUCCCAACUCUCUGGUAGUAUUAACGUCCAAGAUGGCGGGACAACGUCAUUCCUGAAAACAAUUCAUGGAUCCCGCCCCAAAAUACGCCUGCUUUGCAGGCUAUGUGAAGGUAAACUUACCGCUAGAUCUUCUAUAAGCCAGGAGCCUAUGACUCGUGCUUUCGGCUGAAUGCAAGUAGAUCUGGUCGACUCUCCAUGACUCUCAAACAUUCUCGGCUCAGAAUUGUGUCAAAGACAGUAUACAUGGAUGGGAAAGGUUAUUGGACUGAGAUAGACCCAGAAAGGCAAUUCAACAUUUCAUAUAAUAUUUCACUAAAUUUCGUGUCUUUGUUCGCAACUUAAUAUUAACAGUGGUGCUUAUCUUAAUAGAUCAUCUACAUUGGUGGAAAUCCCUACUUCAGUAACAUCCGGGACUGUCUAAACGCUCAUUUUAGCGGAAAUGAUGGACUUCCCAUCGGCAGAUAUUUGAGUGGUCCAGGAAAACGACGAUGGAGAAAUAUCGCAGUCCGGUGGCUUACUUGUCUGAACCCACCUGAAAUCGUGUAUUAUUUAUUAGAAGAUUAUCAAAUCAGGCACGGACGUUUACCAAUUUACAACAAUGCGCCUAACCCAGACGCGAGGGACUGGGACUCAGACUGA
Porites lobata is the source of this 1407-nucleotide messenger RNA. The record is from the annotation of a GenBank genome assembly. NCBI's taxonomy places the organism in Eukaryota, Metazoa, Cnidaria, Anthozoa, Scleractinia, Poritidae.